Drosophila takahashii is the source of this 720-nucleotide messenger RNA. RefSeq lists its product as uncharacterized. The record is from RefSeq and is a predicted model, not a curated record. Lineage: Eukaryota; Metazoa; Arthropoda; Insecta; Diptera; Drosophilidae.
UUAACAAAUAAAAGUUAAUGUUUUGAAGAGAAACUUUUGCUAUUCACUGUGGAUUGAGAGAUAUAUAUCUUUAUUUACGACAAAUUACUCAGUCCGGUUGAUUUAGUUAUAAUGGCAGUGAGCAAUCCACCCGAAAUGAGAUCAAAUUGUCACCAAAAGCGCAAAAGCGCAGCACUCAACAUGAAGUUUUUGGCCAUUUUCAACCUGAUUUCGACUGUGGUAUUAUUUCCUGGCCUACAAGGAGCCCAUUUUCGGUUCACCAACUUUCAUUGCAACAGUCUGGAUCCACAGUUCGUGGAGGUCAAGGAGUGUUUCCUGAAGAUGGUGAGCCGAAAUGUAGUGGGUAUGAAUUUCCACCUGGGGAUUAAAUACGACAAGCCCAUUAAUAAGAUCCAGUUCAACCUGAGCAUAUUCCGAAAGUCGAAUGUAUACAGGUUGUUUCUGGUCAAUCACACCAUUGACUUUUGCUACUAUAUGCGAAGACCAAAGCAAUAUCCGAUUUUCUAUAUGUUUCACGACUCUUUAAUGGCUGCCACCAAUGCCAAUCACACGUGUCCAUAUGCCGAGAAGGAUAUUUAUGUGAGGAAAAUGACAUUCAAUGAGCAGACUGUGAGAGACCUUCUUUCCUUCCUACCCGAAGGCGAAUACAAACUAGUUGUAUCUGUGAGUGCUUUUGGAGUCUGGCGAUUACAGGUCAACGUCUACGGGCAGCGUGAUUAA